Molecule: messenger RNA, 2786 nt
Organism: Ochotona princeps (American pika)
Lineage: Eukaryota; Metazoa; Chordata; Mammalia; Lagomorpha; Ochotonidae
Gene: PARP10
Product: poly(ADP-ribose) polymerase family member 10
Biological process (GO): negative regulation of gene expression
Cellular component (GO): cytoplasm; nucleus
Molecular function (GO): NAD+ poly-ADP-ribosyltransferase activity; transcription corepressor activity
Source: RefSeq, a predicted model, not a curated record
AUGUCCUCUCAGGGCUGCUACCAUCGGUGGCGCCAGGAGCUUGACCUGGGAUGGGGCUGUGAUGGCAGAAGUGGAGGCGGGGCAGCUGUGGAGCUGUGAGCACUGUGCCCGGCUGUGUCCGACGAGCUGCUUUUACUCUACUUUGAGAACCACCGCCGCUUGGGCGGGGGGCCGGUGCUGAGCUGGCAGAGGCUCGGCUGCGGGGGCAUCCUCACCUUUAGAGAGCCCACAGAUGCCGCAAGGGUCCUGGCCCAGGCAGAACACCAGCUCCCAGCCCGGCUGACUGUGUGGCCGGCCCCACCACGCGCCCCUGCACGUCUGCUGCUCCAAGGCUUGCCUCCUGGCUCCGUGCCCCUGCCCGCUGAGCAACACAUCCAGGCCCUGCUGGCUGCCGCAGGGCUCCAAGCUCUGCCCUGUCGCAUCCUGGCCAGUCCCCGGCCCGACCGGGAGCUGGUCCAGCUGUCCAGGCCCCUUUCUGCGGCAGACGUUGGCUUGCUAGUGGAGCAGGCCUAGAUGCUGCAGCUGGAUGGGGCUGCGGUGUCCCUGGCCCGGGUGCCCCAGGCCCAUGCAGUACGCGCGCUAGAGGCUGAUGACCCUGUGGAGCAGCUGCUGCUGGAACUGUACCUGGCGAAUGAGCGGCGCAGUGCUGGGGGCCCGCUUGAGGACGUACGCCAACUGGACACCAUCAUCAGAUUCCAGCAGUGGCAGGUGGCUGAACGGGUGCUGCAGCGGGACCACUGGCUGCAGGGCUCCCAGUUGGACCUUGUCCCCCACUAUGACGUCCUGGAGCCUGAGGACCUGGGGGCAGGGGACUGCCUGGCCGUGCUGGGACCUGGGCCCAGCGAACCCACUCUACCGGAGGCUGCGGGGCCAGCUGGGGAGCUGGCGGGCGCAGAACCUGGCGUGGACGGCUCUGAGAAGCCCCCGGGUUACCAGGGGCCUCCCUAGAUGGGUCCCCUGGGGUCUCCAGGCCCAGCUGGCCCUGUGGAGCCCCCUGCGGGGUUGCCCCGGAGGCAGGAGGACGUGGUGGAGACCGUGGUGCCCGUGGACCCCGGGGCUCUGCGCUUCCUACAGCUCUACCGUGUGGAUCUUCUCGGGGACCUGCGUGACGUCACCCUGUUCCCACUGGAGGGGACCGAUGUAACUGGAUUUCAGCUCUGCGGAGCCCUGGCCCCAUGCCGGGCGGCUGAGGAGCUUCUGCAAAGCCUGGUGGGCAGCAUCAGCUGCCACGUGCUGCGCCUCAGCCACCAGGGCAGUGCCAGGUUCCUGCUGGGCCCCGAGGGCCAGCGCCUGCUGUGGGACUUCGAGGCUCGGUUCCAGUGUGUCCUGGGCACAGAACGCCUGGCCGCGGCCACUCUGGACAUGGACCCUGAUGAGGCAGACCCCACGGAAGCUCUGCGGACCCUCCCUUGCCAUGCCCAUGCCCUGGGGUCCCUGGACGGCACAGGCUGUGACCAACAGAGCACUGGGCACCUUGAAGAGGUGCAGCAGCUCCUGGCCACCCUGGAGGGCCUAGAGAAGAAAGACGGCUCCCCCUGAGAUGGGGAGGAGGAGGAGGAGGAAGAGCAGGAGGAGCCCCCGGCCGGGACCCCAGCAGGACCCGGAUGGCUGGAGGAGGCGGCAAAGCUACAGCUGGCCCUUCAGCAGUCGCUGGACACUCAAGGCCAGGCGGAAGACCAGGAGGAAGUGGCGGUGCUGCAGAAGGCCCUGGCUCUUUCUCUGUUGGAGCAGCCGCUGUUGCCAGAGGCAGAGGAGCCUGGCAGGGAGCUGGGGGCCGAGGCCCAGCUGGUGGUUCAUGUGGCCUUUGAGCAGGACCUGGAGGACCUGGGCCAGGCACUGGAGACUGCCGUGGAAGCCCAGCUCCACGAGGAGACUGUGGGGCUGGGGACCCGUGUGCUGUGUGCCCGCUUGGAGAGGUGCCAUGGCGUGCAUGUGACGCUGUGUGAGCAGCGCACCAUUAUCCGGGGCUUUGGGGCCCAGCCUGCCCGAGCAGCCCGCCACUUGACCACGCUACUUGCUGAGCCCUGGGAUCCGAGUGUGAGCCUGCCAUCGUCAGCGGCCGUGGGGCCCACCUGUGAGUCUGCACCUCGAAGGGGUGAGGAGUGGGUGGGGCUGGCUGGCCUGGCGGAGAGCACCCCGGAGUUCCAGGACACGGUGCGGGCCUUCUACGACACCCUGGACGCAGCCCACAGCUGGAUCAGCAUCGUCCGGGUGGAGCGCGUGUGGCACCCGCUGCUGUGGCAGCAGUACGAGCCGCAGCGCCAGCGCCUGGUGCAGCGCUGCCAACGGCGCCUGGCCGAGCAGGUGCUGUACUAUGGCACGUCGGCGGCCGCGGUGCCCGAGAUCUGCGCCCACGGCUUCAACCGCAGCUUCUGCGGCCGCAACGGCACGCUGUAUGGCCAGGGCGUGUACUUCGCCACGCACGCCUCCCUCUCCGUGCAGGACCGCUACUCGACCCACGGCCACAAGGCAGUGUUCGUGGCCAGGGUGCUUGCUGACCGGGGACUACGCGCUGGGCCACCCCAGCCUGCGCGCGCCCCGGGCCACGGCCUGCUGCGCUACGACAGCUCGGUGGACUGCGUGCGCCGGCCCAGCAUCUUCGUCAUCUUCCACGACACGCAGACGUUGCCUACACACCUCAUCACCUGCCGCUGCCUCUCAUCCCCGGCCUCUCUCAGGGCCCAGCCCCUGGCCACCUGACCACUAGAGGUCAGCAGCGGCCAGCAGGACGGGAGGGGGGCCGGCCACACCCCCGCGGCGCUGUGACGUUUCAAUAAACCUGUGCG